This is a messenger RNA of Chenopodium quinoa (quinoa), 2031 nucleotides long. RefSeq lists its product as uncharacterized. The record is from RefSeq and is a predicted model, not a curated record. Lineage: Eukaryota; Viridiplantae; Streptophyta; Magnoliopsida; Caryophyllales; Amaranthaceae. The transcript is spliced from 3 exons. Bases 1 to 2031 code for a protein of 676 amino acids. Gene Ontology annotation, molecular function: zinc ion binding; nucleic acid binding.
AUGGUCAACCUAGGAAUAAAAUCUCUUUUGGAGUAUGGUAUUCCAGAUACAGAAACCGGAUUCCUCUCUAGUAUUGUUAGACCACCUGUCACCGCUCAGAGUUUUGAGUUGAAACCCCAAUUCAUACAGUUCAUCUCCAAUGAUUCUUUUGCGGGUUCACCGAAUGAUUGCCCUGUGACUCACAUUGAUAGUUUUUUGGAGAAGUGUGAUACUAUGAAGCUCAAUGGUGUCACUGAUGAUGCUAUUAGACUACGCCUUUUCCCUUUUUCACUACGUGAUAGAGCAAGGGAGUGGUUUAAGCGAUUGCAGAGACAAUGCCCUCAUCAUGGCAUUCUAGAUUGGAUGUUGAUCCAAACGUUCUAUAAUGGUUUGACCCAUGAGUUUCGCAUAUACAUUGAUGCUGCGUCCGGAGGUUCUAUCAUGACUAAGAACCCAACUGAUGCGAAGGAUCUGAUUGAGAGGAUGGCGGCUAAUGACAAUUACCAUCCAAGGGGACGAAAUGCUAUCAACAUAGGUAAUAAACAUGAUGUUGAUGCUCUAACCAUGUUGACUAGUUCUGUGCAGGCACUAACUCAUAAAGUCAAUCAACUCCAAGCUGAGUCCCCUCGACCCUCGAUGGAAACAUGUCAGAUGUGUGGAUUGCAAGGCCAUACUGCGCGAGAGUGUCAACCCAAUUAUGAUGGAAUGACGAUUGAGAAAGCUAAUGCUUUUUAUACCACGACCUCCACAAGGCCAUUUGAUGAAGGGUGGCAAAAUCAUCAAGGUUUCUCAUAUAUGAACAAUCAGGCUCAAGUGACUCCUCCACCACCACCCGUUUUUCAAGCAAGGGAACCUAUUAAUCAUCAAUCCAUGCACCAACCACCACCUCAAUCUUCAAAUCUUGAAUCCAUUAUGGAGACUUUUGCUACCUCCCAAUGUCAACAACAAGAGCUUAUAUCAAAGCCAUUUGAGCUACAAGCAAAGCAAAAUGAAUAUUUUGAAAACUCGAUUCAAUUGCUUGUUGCUCAAAAUAAGAGGAUAGAAAUUCAUCUUUCUCAAAUUUCACAACAAGUGAGUCAUCAAAAAACUCUUCAAGAUCAAGCAAAAGUCCAACCCAAACAAUGCAAUGCAAUUUUCGUGAAGAGAGAUGAAUUGACUACGGGAGGAUUAGAGGAGAAAGUGUGCAAUCUGGAGUCGAAAACAGAAAUGCAUGUGAAUAAAGAUCUCAAAUAUGUUUCCCCACAAGCCUAUGAUGAACUGAUGCCAUUCCCGCAAAGGUUAUCAAAAGCCGUGCUCGAUAAGCAUUUUGGGAAGUAUUCUAAGACUCUUAAGAAGGUUUAUGCUACCAUUCCUUUUUUCGAUCUUGUAAUUCAAAUGCCUCAAUUUGAAAAUUUUGUAAAAGGAAUUCUAGAUCACGAUCAUAAUGAUAAGAAAUUAGAAAGUUUGGUAGUAAAGGAGAAAUGUCUUGAUCUUUUACAUGAUAGCUUACCACCUCAAUUGCAUGAUCCUGUGUAUGACAAAUUAGGUUUCAAAAACCUUAAACCUUCUCCUAUAUCUCUUCAUAUGGCUAAUAGAACUGUUAGACUCCCUAAGGGUGUAGUUGAAGAUGUAUUAGUUGGGAUUGGUGAACUUGUUUUUCCUGUUCACUUUGUUGUAGUGGAUAUGAAAGAACACCAUAAGAUCCCACUUAUCUUUGGUCGCCCUUUUCUUGCUACAAGUCAAGCUUUAAUAGAUGUUCCUCAAGGACAAGUGACCAUUAGAGCUCAGGAUAAGCAAGUUGUGUUUAAGCUUUUCAAUUACCAUAAUUUCACUUUUGAUGGUGGUACUUGUUUGAGAAUUGAUGCUACUAACCCUUUGGUUGAUAAGUGUGUUUCUAAUAGAUAUCUUGUGAGCAAAAAUGACUAUAUUCCACCGCAUGAUGGGUUUAGCUACAUCAAAAUGAGUUCGGAUACAAAUUAUAUCAACUCUAGUUUGAAGGAGGGAUAUACAUGUGAACACAAUUACAGACAAGACUGUAGAGAAUCCUCUCUGCGUGGUGGUGAUCCAGGUUGA